This is a messenger RNA of Phyllopteryx taeniolatus (common seadragon), 4519 nucleotides long. RefSeq lists its product as uncharacterized. Gene Ontology annotation, molecular function: protein binding. The record is from RefSeq and is a predicted model, not a curated record. NCBI's taxonomy places the organism in Eukaryota, Metazoa, Chordata, Actinopteri, Syngnathiformes, Syngnathidae. The transcript has 9 exons. The coding region runs from base 158 to 3193 and encodes 1011 amino acids.
UCCAGUACGCUUUCCCAAAUGAGGAAGUCUGCUCUCGGGAGGUUAUGGACAGUCCCGCAGGACAUAUACUUGUAGUCAAGUUUAAAGUGUUUUGCUCGCACGACGUCGCACUUGACUGCUGGGAUUAAAAGAGAAGCAACUCCCUGUUUUUGUGAGGAUGUUUGUCAUCCCUGUCAUUGUGGUUGUUGUUGUAGGAAACAUCGCCACUUCAGUAGCUCUCUCUGGAGUGAAUCUCGAUUGCACCAACGACUAUGAGUAUCUGAUGUCUUGUCACUUUGAUGCUCCAAACUGCACUGACUACAAUGUGACUUUGUGGAGCCUUGAUGGUUAUGGUGAGCGCUACUGUCUUCCCGUGCAGUGUGUGAGUGGAAAAUGCUGCUGCUCCAUCCGUAUGAUUUUCAUAUUGGACAACAAUCACAUGGCAUUCGUUCGGAGAGGUGGCGAAUAUGUUGAGUCCAAAAACAUAAGUGUGAAACACAGCUUCAAACCCCAAACCCCAACCGUCUUCUCGGUGAAUGAGACCAACGGGAAUUUUCAAGUCAUUUGGAGGACAAACAUCCGCAAACCCUUGAUAAGAGAAAUAAUAAUCACAAAUCUGACUUACCGCAACAAAGGAGAUACAAAGGAGGUGACCGAAGUAGUCAAAGCACCACAAGUGGAGACGCCACUGUGUUCCCCGUGUGUUUCCACUGAAAUACUUGGUGCGCACUUGGAGCCAAGUACAACCUAUGUCGUCACAGUGCAAAGCUUCUUGCCUUGGAAGAGCCCACCGAGUGACCGCAGCAAGGAGUACGAAUUUACAACUCCAGCGUCCCGUGAGAGCCUCUUACUGACCCUCAUAAUUAGCCUCAGUCUCCUCGCCAUCACAAUCAGCAGCGUGGCAUACGUCAGCUAUGUGAAGUGUAGAACCAAGUAUUGGGACUCAGUCAGCGACUAUCAAAAUUCCAAACUUCUUGACAUAAAUCCGAGUGAAGUAGAGGUUUUGAAGCCUAUGCCGCUCAUCAUCUCAUCGAUCUAUGUUGAGACCCUCACCCCAGAUGACCAGAAACCAUGGUCAAAAGAUUCCCUAAUUAACAGCAGUACUGAGAGUCUCCUUCAAAGUAGUGGAACCAGUAGCGGCCCACCUUCUCUCAGUUACGCUUGUACAGAAGCUGCAGACAUCAUUGCAGGCGUCCAAGGGGCACUCAGCAAAGCCUUAAUGAACAUCAUCCCGGUAUCAGCUUCAACAGACCAUCUGCUAAAAGACUCCAACAAACCCACCAGUGCCUUGUUCACUCAUCCCAGUCCCUGCAAUAGCGAGCAACAUUCGGAAUUGGAAAAUACAGUUACAUACUCCUUUAUCAGGCCUAGCUGUCCAGUACAGGUAAUAGCUGACCCUUUAAAGAGUCAUGCCCAGCCUGAAAUGCCAUGCGACUACAGUUACCAAGAAACAGGUGGCGUGUCAACUUGCGACAAGCGAGGAUCAGCUUGUGAAGAAAACAUGUUCCCAACCUUGGUCUCUUCCGACACACUGACUGCCACGUCUCACCAGCGGUGCAGCAGAGAUUCUGGGAGGUUUUCAAAUGGUGAAAACUCAGAUGCGUCACUCAGCUGCAGCAACACAAGCCUGUCUGGAGAUGUUGAAUCCAGAGUGGCAGCAGAAUACGAGCAUUGUCAAGAGAUGUUUAGUGGGGCUUGUGACAAAGGGGAGGAUGCCACCAAGGAGAGUGAAGGUCACAUCUGCAUCCCUGCAAGCUUACAAGGCACCUUUCCAGUGGAUGAUAACUACCAACCCUUCCAGGGUUUAAGAGAACUCUCUGAUAAUCAAUUUGACGAGCAGAAAAGUGACAAAAAAGCCCCGCACAAGGUUUUAGAAAAUUCCUUAGAAGAUGCCACUAAAGGCAAUAACUACAUACCUGCAAGCUCAAACCACAGUUUUCCAAUUGAUGACAGCUACCAAGCAUUUCAGGGUUUCAGGGACCUCUCUGAAUGUCAGUUUGAAGAGCAGAAAAGUGUUAAGAAACUAGACCUGGACAAUGUUUUAGACAUUUCCUCAGAAGAUGCCACUAACGGCGAUAACUACGUACCUGCAAACUCAAACCGCAGUCUUCUGAUGGCUGACAGCUACGAAGUUUUACAGGGUUUAAAGGAACUCUCAGAUGAGAAGUUUGGAGUGCUGAAAAGUGUUAAAAAACGAGACCUGGACAAUGUUUUCGAAAAAUCCUUGGAAGAUUUCACUGAAGGUAAAAGCUCAAACUACAGUUGUCUGGUUGAUGACAACUACGAAGCAUUUAAAGGUUUAGGGGAGCUCUCUGAUUGUCAACUGGAAGAGCAGAAAAGUGGUAAAAAAGUAUCAGACAAGGUUUUAGAAAAUUCCUUAGAAAAUACCACUCAAGGUGAUAGCUGCGUACCUGCAAACUCAAACCGCAGUCUUCUGAUGGCUGACAGCUACGAAGUUUUACAGGGUUUAAAGGAACUCUCAGAUGAGAAGUUUGGAGUGCUGAAAAGUGUUAAAAAACGAGACCUGGACAAUGUUUUCGAAAAAUCCUUGGAAGAUUUCACUGAAGGUAAAAGCUCAAACUACAGUUGUCUGGUUGAUAACAACUACAAAGCAGUUCAAGGUUUAAGGGAGCUCUCUGAUAAUCAGUUUGGAGAGCAGAACAGUGGCAACAAAGAAGACUUAGAGAAGGUUUUAGAAAAUCACUUUGAAGAUGCCACUAAAGGUGAUAACUGUGUACGUGCAAGCUCAGACCGCUGUCUUAGGGUGGCUGACAGCAAAGAAGCGUUUCAGGGUUUAAGGGAGCUCUCUGAUAGUCAAUUUGGACAGCAGAACAGUGGCAAGAACGAAGACUUGGAGAAGACUUUCGAAAAUUCCUUUGAAGUUGCUUGUAAAGGUUAUACCAGCAUCCCUGCAAGCUCAAACCCCAGUGUUCCUGUAGAUGAUAACUACCAAGCCUUUCAAGGUUUAAGGAAGCACUUUGAUAAUCAGGUUGGAGAGCCAAAAAGUGGUGAAAAAGAGAACCUGGGCAAGGACGUAGAAAACCCAUUCGACGAUGCCGCUAAAGCUGAUAAUUACACCUGCGUCCUUGUAAACGUACUAAACAGUCUUCCAGUCGAUGACAACGACCAAAUGUUUCCGUGUUUGAAGAAGCAGAUGAACAUUAAGUUUGCAAACCACAGAAGUGGUGUGAAAGAAGAAUUGGAAAAUGUUUGAGAGAAAUCCUUUGACGAUGCAACUAAAAGCUAUCCCUGCUUGCCUUCAAGCUUAAACCACUGUCUUCCGGUUAAUGUUAGCUACUAAAGGUUUUAGGAUAUUCAGAAGCAGUCUGAUCAUCAGGUUGGAGUGCUAAAAACUGGUGAAAAUAAGGACCAGGUACGUUUUUAGAGACUGCAUUAAAAGAUGCCAGUCUAGGUGAUGCAGGCUGCACCUGCGUUCCUAUAAGCUUACAAGAUAUUCUCCAGGUGGAUGACAACUACCAAGUGUUUUGGGAUUUAAGGAAACAGCCUGAUAUAAUUGCUUGCAGGCCAGAGAAGUGACCUGACCGAAGAAGACUGAAAAGCUGUCGGAAAAUUCCUGAGGAGACACCGCUAAAGACGAAAACUGCGCACCUGAAAUCAUACAAGACAGUCUUCCUGUGGAGGACCACUACAAAGAUUUUCAUUCUAUAUCGAAGCAGUCUGAUAUCAAGUUUGCAGAAGAGACAUGUCAAGAAAAAAAAAGACUUGGAGAAGGCUUUUGAAACUUCAUUACCAAUAACCCCUCAGGCCCAGUAGCGCCGGUGUCGACCGAACAUGUUCAUUGUUGUCGAGUGUCGUGUAGUCCCUGAGGCCCAAAUACCUUUUUUUCCAAUGGACUCUACUCGCCUUCCAAAUCAAAUUAUUACUGAGAGUUGCUACAAAAUUAUAUAGCUUGGAACUAAUGCAUUUAGUAUCUCAUCUGAAAAGCUCUUGUGCAUUUCUAGCUUUGUACAGUAUGUUUGCAUUCACAACUACCUGAACCGCUUUUGAUAAAAGUUCGUUGACUGCUGUAUUAUCACACAUGAAAACAUUUAGAGGAUCUGGAACGUGAUGUUUGUCAACAGGUUUACUUUACAGUCCUUCUUAUUCAGUCAUGAAUGUCCUAGUAUCGAUUGAAAGGCACUAUAUAAGUUAUUAUUAUUAGAAACAUGGCAUUGAAAUGUUGUGACGCGUGACUCAGUAGAGUGCAGAGCUCGUUACCAAGAAUAUAUAAACAAUCCUGGUUCUGCACUAAAAUGAGAUGGGUUCUUCCUUCACCCAUGAGCCACGUGUCCUUGUGGAACUCAGUUGAGUACUUUCUGCAUAAAUCUGUUCACUAAUUGUCAAUGAAACGAUAACCACUUAAAAGAUUAGACAGUUUUCUUGUCAUGAUCAGUUGUUGUCCAUUGCUCUCGCUGUGUUGUUUGGUUAUGGACUAGUCCCGAUCAACAUGUCAUUAAAAAUAUUUAUUUGCUAAUAAUGAUGUUGAUAUUUUUUGUACAGUACAAAAUUGCCAAUAAAGCACACGUGACAAUUGGGAGAA